UCAUAAAUGUAGUAACAAAGAGCAACAUUCUGAUAAAAAAUAACGAAGUCACUAAAUUUUUCUAAAAUAUUUAAAUUUUCACAACUUCAUUGAAUAUUAUGACUACAAUCAUUUUAUUAGUGAUUUUUUUUAAUAAUUUACGAGAGCGACGGAUGGAUACUUGCAAAGUUUAAAUCAGAAAGUUGCUCUGUAACGGAUUUAAUUCACCUAAACUUGGCGGUGGCGCCAUCUACCGGAUGACGUAUCAACUCUCUUGUGCUAACUCAUUCAAUUCUUUGGAGGCUUAACAGCAUGAAUCAUUUUUUUUAACAGGAUUAAAACUAAAAGUAGAAUUAAAAGCAUUUCCUAGUUGAGCACGAUUUGCUAAUGAAAUGUACAUAGAUUAACAAUCUUGUUUAUCCUCGGUGGUGUCGUUAGGACGCACCCUGGCACACAUUAAUUAGUCUAAUGAAUUUACUGGGUAUUGGAUAUCUUUCACCCCGCUCACAACGACUGUAAAACUUAAUUUUUUUCUAUGACACCUGGUACGAUAUGAGUAAGGUUUGCGCUUUUAUUUUUAGGGCGCGCACCUUCUCUUGUUUGAUAUUCGGAGUUUUUCUCCUCAUUCGUGGAACGAGCGUCUAGGCGGUGCUUUGUUUCCACAAGUGGUAUUUCACUUUAAAUCGCAUUUUCUCAGGUCGACAUGGAUGUCGAGGCACCAAAGAAGCGCUCGCGAAAGUUAUCGAAGAAGGACCGCAAGCGUAUGAGUAAUUAUUUUACGGAGUAUUGCGACGCGACGAGUAUUCACGGCUUUCGCUACCUUGGGGAACAAAAGAGGAGCUGCUUGGAAAAAUUAUGGUGGUUCGUCACGAUUUUUGUUUCGGUAUGUAUUUGCACGUAUUUGAUCGUACAGACCUACCACAAGUGGGACCGAUCACCAGUUAUCGUGAGUUUCGCCACCAAGCAAACGCCAAUUUGGCAAAUUCCUUUCCCUGCCGUCACGAUUUGCCCGGAAACCAAGAGCCGACAGAGUGUUUUCAACUUCACCGAGUCCUACCUGAAAGACUUCGACACACUCAAUGCCAAGGAACGUAUGGAAUUAGAGCACAUUUCAAUGAUUUGUAAACCUCGCAAACUUCUAAAAUCGAAGAAAUUGAAGAGUAUGCAAGUGAAUGAAAGCAUCUUGAACUUUUUCGAUGAGAUAGCUCCGGGGAUCGCUAAUAUGACAAUCAAAUUCGUUUGGAUGGGCGAAAAAAUCGAUUAUUCCGCGGUGUUUACACCAAUUCUAACUGAUACUGGUAUAUGCUAUACAUUUAAUAUGUUGGACCGCAGGGAGCUGUUUAAUCCAGUGAUCAAACCGUUCAAGAAUUACCUACACCAUGAUAGGUCCGCCCAGGGGCAUUGGUCACUUGAAAACGGUUAUUCUAAAGAUGAGGAGAAAGACACGUUCCCGCGGCGCGCUUUGUUUUCGGGAGCUAAGAACGGAAUGGAUAUUACUCUGGUGACCUAUGAUAAGGAUGUAGACUAUAUAUGCGGGGAUGCUCUACAGGGUUACAAGAUUUUAUUACAUCAUCCUGCUGAGAUACCCAGAGUAAGCCAGCAGUAUUUCUGGGCACCGCUUAAUCAAGCAGUGAUUGCAGCGAUCAAACCGGACAUGAUGACCACCUCUGAUGAAUUGCGCACAUAUCCGCCUAAUAAACGUCAGUGUUACUUCCCUUCCGAACACAGUCUGCGAUUUUUUACAGUUUACACCCAACAAAACUGUGAAAUCGAAUGUUUAGCCAACUACACCUAUCAACUGUGUGGAUGUGUAGCUUUCUACAUGCCUAGAGCAGCAGAUACACCAAUCUGUGGACCAGGUAAUCUACUAUGCAUGAAGCAAGCAGAGACAAAAUUACUAAGCGGUGAGAUAGACAUACGCUUGAAAGAGCUCAAAGAAGAACAACAAAACAACACCGAACCAUUCCAAGGACUUAUGAAGGGUAUCGAAGGCAUCACGACGAAAAUAAGCGAGAUAGGCGGUAAGCCGGCGGAAUCCAAACCCAAAGCAGAGAAACGCACCGAUCAAUCCAAUUGCAAAUGUUUACAAUCGUGCACGUCGCUGAGUUACAGCGUGGAGACUUCGCAAUCCGAUUGGGAUUGGGUGCAACAUUACAUUGGCUUGAAUGACCCGUACGGAUUUGUCGCGGCGAACGUGAAAAACGGCACGCGCCUCGCGCACUUAUCGCGGAUUGUUUUAUUUUUCAAGGAUAUGCAGUUUAUCGCAUCCGAGCGCGACGAGCUCUACGGGCAUAUUGAUUUCUUAGCCAAUUGUGGCGGUUUGCUGGGUCUUUUCACAGGAUUUUCAUUUAUUUCACUUGUUGAGGUGAUUUAUUUCUUGUCGUUGAGACUUCUAUGCAACAUGAAGAACAAGGCAAAGAAACGCUUAAAUGGCGAGUAAAUUUAAUUUAGCGGUUUCAGACACUACAAAUCACGAAUGAUCACAAAUUGAAUGUUAAUAUGUAACACUUUCGUUUUUACACCAUCGCAUAACUUGAAUUGUAAUUCUGAUUGAAUAAAGGCGAAUAGUAGUGUUGUGUGAUUUGCACCUUAUCGGAAUAUAAA
Messenger RNA from Dalotia coriaria, 2583 nucleotides. Its product is annotated as pickpocket protein 28-like. NCBI's taxonomy places the organism in Eukaryota, Metazoa, Arthropoda, Insecta, Coleoptera, Staphylinidae. Gene Ontology annotation, molecular function: ligand-gated sodium channel activity. Gene Ontology annotation, cellular component: plasma membrane. The record is from RefSeq and is a predicted model, not a curated record. The transcript is spliced from 5 exons. Bases 683 to 2419 code for a protein of 578 amino acids. Gene Ontology annotation, biological process: sodium ion transmembrane transport.